CCUUCACCUGCGACGUCAGUCAGGACCCCUGAAAACAACAUGGCGGCCACUGGGACGAAGUCGGUUUUGUUCGUUUGCUUGGGGAAUAUCUGCAGAUCCCCAAUCGCUGAAGCAGUCUUCAGGAAGAUGGCAACAGACGCUGGUGUUGUUGAUAAGUGGAGGAUAGACAGUGCUGCAACCUCCAACUAUGAGAUAGGAAGUCCUCCAGACCACCGCGGUCAAGCCUGCAUGAAGAGUCAUGAUGUGCCCAUGCAGCAUGUGGCCAGGAAGGUGACCAAUGACGAUUUCAUGAGCUUUGAGUACAUUCUUGGCAUGGAUGAGAGCAAUAUGAGUGAGUUGAACAGAAGAGCAAAACUUGCGAAAACCAGCUCAGCAAAGAUUGAGCUUCUUGGUUCAUUUGAUCCACAGAAGCAGCUCAUCAUUAAGGACCCAUACUACGGGAGUGACGAAGACUUUGAAAAAGUGUACCAACAGUGUGUACGUUGCUGCAAAGCCUUCCUGGAGAAGAACUCCUAACAACAUGCAACCUUAAAUGGUCUUUGCUAAAUCUGUUCAAUCUGUCACACAAGCAAGUAUAACCCUCUUGUGGAUGUCAUUGGAUGACCAGGAAACACUUCUGUUUUAGUGUUGUAAAUGAAAACGAUUGUUGACUGUAAAUUUAUGGGACUAAUAAAAUAGGAAAAUGA
Anoplopoma fimbria (sablefish) is the source of this 686-nucleotide messenger RNA. It is a transcript of the gene acp1, whose product is annotated as acid phosphatase 1. The record is from RefSeq and is a predicted model, not a curated record. Lineage: Eukaryota; Metazoa; Chordata; Actinopteri; Perciformes; Anoplopomatidae. The transcript is spliced from 6 exons. Bases 40 to 516 code for a protein of 158 amino acids. Gene Ontology annotation, molecular function: non-membrane spanning protein tyrosine phosphatase activity; acid phosphatase activity. Gene Ontology annotation, cellular component: cytoplasm. Gene Ontology annotation, biological process: protein dephosphorylation.